AUGUCACAACUCUCAACAUGGGCAAAAUUCACCUUGCCAUGGACGAAAAACGGCGGUCUCUCACGGCCUCCAUCCUUCACGCGGACUCACUCUUACACCAUCGCCGUGAUAUUUAUUCUCUGUUGGUGGCGAAUCUUCCGGUCGCAUCGACAUGCGCGGUCAAUAUAUGAGUUGACAUGGAGACAAAAGCUAUCCCUGGUUUGCCAUCUGCCCAUCCUCCAGGUGGCCAACCUGGUCAACCGCGGGCUUAAUAUCAUCGCGAAUGUCUCUCUUUGGUACAACGGCAUUUCUGUGAGCAAUUUUGGUGUCCAGGAAAGUGCCUUCACAAGCGAGGACGACUUCAGCCUGAUGCUCGACAAGAUCGGCGGGUUUGGACAUCGUUCGACCGGUAGUGAAGCACAUGAAGAAAUGCUGCAAUGGUUAGAAAAGGAAUUGGUUCAAAUUCCAGGCAUUGUGAUUCAUAAAGACGCUUUCGGUAUCAAGAAAUGGGAGACUGCAGAUGGCUGCACGCUGCAAGAAGCGGGCGAAAUCCUGAUUGAUGAUACGACCAGCGUCCCGAUUGCUGGGGUUGUACCAUACAGUUUACCGACCCUAGGACAGACCGGAGAUUUAAUCUUCCUUCCGCGAGCAGAAUCUAUUGCAAACGCUGCCGUCAAAGGUAAAGUCAUCCUUCGAGACUUUCCAUCCCGGCAGAUUCCAUAUGCUUUGGGUCGGAUCUGCGCCUACCAUGCGACACCGGACCUGGAUACGGACUUGCUAUCACUUUAUGAUCGGCCUGGCUUGGCAGACGAGCCAUUACACGUGGAUCUACUGGAAGCAGGUACUGCGGGUGCGGCCGGAGUUAUAUUUCUGUUUGAUAUUGUUGGCGAACAGGUGGAAUCCUACUUUGAUCCCCACAAAGGCACCCACUAUCUGAUACCAGCGAUGUAUGUGGGGGCAGAGGAGUCGCUUAUGCUUCGUCAAUUUGCUCAUCAGGGAGCCAGUGCCACUCUGAAAGUGAAGGCGACGGUAUCGAACAGCGAAACCCGCAAUCUGAGAGCCACGCUUCCCGGCCAAAUCAAUGAGCGAGUCAUCUAUCUUUCACAUACAGAUGGCAACACCUACAUCCAAGAAAACGGACCGGUGGCCCUUCUUGCAUUGGCCCGUUAUUUUGCACAACAGCCCUUGGCGAAUCGUAGGCGAACACUUGAGUUCUCCUUCAAUACAGGCCACUUGCACAUCUCUCGGGAAGGAAGCCUCCGACACGCUCAGCAGCUUGACCAAAUCUAUGAGGAAGGAUCUAUAGCGCUGGUUAUUCCCAUGGAGCAUCUGGGGAGCCGAGAAAUUGAGGCUGUAAAGCGCUCAGAUGGGAAACCGGGGCGUGAACUACGCUACUCAGGUCGUGGGGAGCUGAUGUUGUGGUGCGUGGGACCGAGUCGCCCUGUGGUGAAAUCUAUUUGGCAGGCAGUGCAGCAGCGCGGCUUAGAUCGUGUGGUUGUGACUCGUGGAGUAUCAAAGCCCAAUCGAUCUCAGGUGCCGACCUUUACAUCGUUUGGUGGGAUUGGAGGAUAUUAUCACAAUAUGCUCUUACCCACUACCUCCUUAAUUUCCGGUCCAUGGUCACUGUGGGCACCAAAGUUUGGCAAGGAAGCCGUUGAUAUAAAGCGAUUCCGAAACCAGACCCUUGCAUUGGGGGAUAUCUAUCUUUCAAUCGACCACUUGUCUCGAGAGACCAUUGCUGGUGAUUAUAUCACAUAUCGUAACCGGCGAGUGAUGGGAGUGCCUCCUGCUCAAAUUGUGUACCCUCCGGAAACCGCUAGCUCAGAACUCUCGGAUUUUGGAUCUAACUCCUUGAUCUAUUAG
Penicillium verhagenii is the source of this 1842-nucleotide messenger RNA. RefSeq lists its product as uncharacterized. The transcript has a single exon. The record is from RefSeq and is a predicted model, not a curated record. NCBI's taxonomy places the organism in Eukaryota, Fungi, Ascomycota, Eurotiomycetes, Eurotiales, Aspergillaceae. Bases 1 to 1842 code for a protein of 613 amino acids.